Trichoderma reesei QM6a is the source of this 2430-nucleotide messenger RNA. RefSeq lists its product as uncharacterized. The transcript is spliced from 2 exons. The coding region runs from base 1 to 2430 and encodes 809 amino acids. The record is from RefSeq and is a predicted model, not a curated record. Gene Ontology annotation, molecular function: protein binding. Lineage: Eukaryota; Fungi; Ascomycota; Sordariomycetes; Hypocreales; Hypocreaceae.
AUGCGCCAGAAGCCCGCUCCUCAAAACACCUUUUUCAACCUCAAGCAAGAGCCGCAGCAGCAUCGGCCGACGUCAGUAGCCACCGAGUUCGUGGACACUGACUGGGAUGAAGAGGAAGACGACGGAGAAGUGAGCGAGGCGGAAGAUAACUCACCCCGAGUGAGUCUGCAGUCAUCGGGCCAGCCCAGUUUCACAACCCUCUCUUCGUACGACGAGGUCCCCACUCCUCGCUCAAGUAGAGGCCCCUAUGUCUACCUCGAACACUCCCCCAAGCAGGUCGAAGGUCCUCGCGGCCCCCACCUGUUCCAGUCCUCUGCCGACCAGUACAUGAGGUACCCGGCAGGCGAAGACGAUGUUGUCCUGACCCUGUCGCCCAUGACGCCACAUGUAUCUCGAGACGCUGCAUCCCAUGGCAAGUCUCGAUGGAGCGGCCCUUUCCAAUACACCGAUGCGGAGCUCGACUUGUCGACGCUGGCAUCAUGGACGCCCGAGAUGGUGGCACAGUCGAUGCUCAAUGCCGGCAUCGAGCUCGCGGUCACGGAGAGGCUCAUCGAGAAUGAUAUCAACGGUGCCCUUUUGAUCACGCUAAAGUUUGAAGACUUGAAAGAGCUGGACAUUCACUCCUUUGGCAUCCGGACCAAGUUAUGGAACCAGAUUAAGCUCCUGUUGGACAGCACGCCCGCGUCGCCCGAGGCGACGACUCCCAUUGAGGAUAAGCCCAGCCGGGAAGCCAGGAAGGCCAUGAAGAAGGAUGGCUCCAGCUCGGUGCGGCGCCACGAGAGCAAGCGCAGGGUUCGCCGGGCCAACGAUCCCAUCACGCCGAUGGAGUCGGUAUCCAUUAUUGGGAUCGAGCAGGUCAUCCCAAAGCCGCACAACUGCUCCAAGGGCGAGAACUGUUCAAAGUGGAGGAAGCAGCAGAAGGCCAUCGAGGAGUUCAAGAGGCUGAACCCACACAUCGACAUCAACAAGGCCGGCGGCGCCGUCCUCGUCUACGGCGACGUGGGCAAUCCCGACACAGCCAGGGCCUUGGAUCCGAACGAGACGAUGCGGCCAUUCUCCGACUCGGUGCCGUCCGUGGUGGCGUCGUCCGACAUUCUCGGGCCUGGCAACCUGCCACCGUUGCAGUACCUCCAGGAGGCAACCCUUCGGAACUUGCAGGCUCGCGAUCCUCAGGACAAUGUCCGCCAGUUUCUCAACUUUCAGCGGAACAACAUAGUCAGCAACGAGGUGCCGCUCACCCCUCCCUUUGAGGUUACCCCGUCUGCGCAACCUCACCAGGGCUUGCGACGUCUGCCGAAGUUGUCGAUCCCUGGAAACUCUCAGCCCGCCGCGCGACAGCCCCCUCCGCGGCCGGCUACUUCACAACCUGUACAGCAACAGCAGCAGCAGCAGCAAGCAGCACGCCGCUCGUCUCCCUUGCAGCAAGAGUUUGUGCCAUACCAAAUGGACAAGGCUGACCCGCUGUCUCCCGAUUUGGAGACGGCGAAGAACCCGUACCGAUUCGGCACGCCCUUCUCUGAGAUGGACGUUCCCGUCACGGCUGUGCCUCUGGGCCCCGUUGCUCGAGAUGCCUCUCAGUCGGUGCCCCCUGACAUGAACUAUCGGGCUGCGCCCAUGGCUGGCCACAACCGGUCCCAGUCGCGGGCCUCUGGCCGCCGUCCGUCAUUUCCUGUCAUGCCUGCCUUGGACGAGAACCGGGUGACGCGCACGUAUCCCAGGGCCUCUUCGCCCAAGACUGCGUCUCCCCGGACUCCAGCUCAGCAACAACAGCAGCCACAGCCACAGCCACAGCACCAGCAGCCUACCCAAGCACCUCCUCGCUUCAACUACCCCUGGUCCCCCGCGGACCGUACCACCUACGAGCAGGCCAUUCCUUCCAUGCCCCCGCUACGCCCCGGUGAGUCCAGGGAGGCACCGGCCGCCAUGGCCUCAAGCGGCAUCAGCUUCCAAGGCCCGAUGAAGAAGCGCAAGAUGCGCAUGCUCCGCCACGAGUGGCAGGACGGCUACUUCACCCUCAGGGGCACUCGCCUGAACAUGCACAAGGACGCUCAGCAGAUGGACCGCACGCUCGAGUACGUCGACAUUGACGACUACGCCAUCGCGUGCUCCAGCCUGGCCUCGACGUCCAAGCUCAGCGCCGCCUUCAAGGCCGUGUCCAUCCACAACCGCGAGAAGAGCGACCCCGUUGGCGCCUUUAGCUUCCAGCUCAUUCCCCAGGACAAGAACGGGGCGCGGCUGCGUAAGCGGGACAGCUCUCUUCAGCAGGGCAACGCGCCUGCCGAGGGCGUCAACGGAACGGGCAAGACGCAUCACUUUGCAGUCAAGAACCGCGAUGAGCGGAUUGACUGGAUGCGAGAGCUCAUGCUGGCCAAGGCCCUGAAGCAAAAGGGCGAUGGCUUUGAGAUUAGCGUCAACGGUAACAUGAUUUGA